Molecule: messenger RNA, 1871 nt
Organism: Panthera uncia (snow leopard)
Lineage: Eukaryota; Metazoa; Chordata; Mammalia; Carnivora; Felidae
Gene: DRC10
Product: IQ motif containing D
Exons: 5
Coding region: 346-1698 (450 amino acids)
Molecular function (GO): protein binding
Source: RefSeq, a predicted model, not a curated record
CCCCGCCUUCCUCAUUCAGCCCAACCCAGGGAGACUCGCGGGCCUUUUCAUUGGCGGAGGGUCAGAGAGGCGGUACUUCUUAUUGGUCAGGCCUCAGGAGGUGGGGCGGAUUGAGCGAAACAAGGAAUGGAAUGGUGAAAAAGAAAGUCAGUCAGACGCCGAGUCCCUCCUUCAGUGAUUGGCGGGUAACCUAGCAACGCAGGUACAACGGAGUUAAGUAACUGCGUUGAGAAACCAGGGCGCUAGGAGCAGGGUCGCCAGAGCCACUAACGGCAGGAGACCUACGUAGUCUGCUAACGUCUGCGCCUCCCAGGGCGCACAGGGGCAAGGGAGACCGCUCGGAAAAUGGCUCUCGAUGUCCUCGCCGUGGCCCCUCUCUACCAGGGCCCUGACAUCAACAGAAUGAGGCUCACGGCAGAGCUGUCCAAAAAGCCGGCCUCCCCGCUAAAACCCUUGGUCCCCUCGAAGUCCAAACUCACUACCAUCGAGACCAAGAGGGUCAUGUCCGUACUGGACGAGACCAUCCACAAGGUGGAGCUGGUGACCCUGCUCUCACACUUGGCUUCCAAGGACGAGGCUCUGGAGGGGAUUCUGGGAGGGGACGUCAGGAGGGCGGUGAGAGAGCACGAGGACCUGUGUCGCAGCCUCCUGGACAGUGUCGCUUACCUGCAGGAUAAGGAGAGGCGGCUGCAGGAGGAGGAAGAGUCUGAGGAUGAGGGAUGGCUCAGAGACCGCCUCCUCUCCGUGCAGCUGCAGAAAUCCAACCUACUGCCGCUCAUGGAGCACAUCAGAGAGUCCACCAAGGACGUCCUGAGACUCUUGCUCGAUAACCCGCAGGCGGCAAAGCUCUCGGAGACGCACGCGCUGGGCAGAAGCGCAGAAGCCCAGCGUUUUAUUGACUGCCUGAUGGAACUGCGGGGCUUCCUGUUCGAGAAGCUACUCACCAGCCCCAUGGAAGCCAGGGAGAAGACUCAGUUCAUACAGGAUGUCAGUAGACAGAACAGGAGGAACCAGGACAUCAUUGAUGCGCUGGAGAAUGAGUUGGCGGCGAGCAUGAAGAACAGGGACGCAGAGGUGGAGAAAGAGAACUUCGUGAUCCAAGAACUGAAAAACCACCUGCACCAGGUGCUCAGGCUCUCCGAGAACAACCUCCUUCGCACCAAGCAGGAGGCCGAGAAGCAGCAGAAGGCAGACUUCCGGGCCUCGCAGGCCAGGGUGGCCAAGAUCCAGCAGGAGAUACUGCUGCUGAGGUCACAACACCACAACCUGGUCGUGGAAAACCGGGAGGCAGAGCAGGCACUGAGGAAGAAGAAAUACAAAGUGGAGACGGAAAUUGAGAACUGGAUCCAGAAAUACGAUAUGGAGAUGGGCGAGAAGCAGGACGAGUACGAGGAGCUCGACAUCAUCCACAAGGAGGAGAAGGUCCAGCUGGAGGAGCUGAGGCAGAGGUACAAGGUGCUCGUGGAGGAGUUCGCCCAGAUCCGGGCUGAGCGGGAGGUCAAUGCCAAGAAGAAAAUGGAGGCCGAGCAGGAGAUGCUGCGCAUGGUGCGGGCCGCCACGCUCAUCCAGGCCGUGUGGAAGGGUUACCUGGUCCGUUCCGUGCUCAGGUCCAGGAAAAAGCGAAGCAAGAGCAAAGGGAGGGGCAAGAAGGGCAGGGGCAAGGAGAAGGGCAAGGGCAAGGGCAAGGGCAGGAAGUGAGUCUCCCCCCGGGCGCCCCACUCCCGACCCGUGUCGCCGCGCUCCUCACUUCUCGGAGAGCAGGCCGGGGGGCCACGAGGAGGGGGAGCCCGGCCAUUCCUGGCUGGAGGGAUUUUUCAAAGUUAAAAACCAUCUCAAGUCCCAUCCUACAAAUAAACGUCGCUUUGCCCAGG